This is a messenger RNA of Pyricularia pennisetigena, 603 nucleotides long. RefSeq lists its product as uncharacterized. The coding region runs from base 1 to 603 and encodes 200 amino acids. The record is from RefSeq and is a predicted model, not a curated record. The transcript has a single exon. Lineage: Eukaryota; Fungi; Ascomycota; Sordariomycetes; Magnaporthales; Pyriculariaceae.
AUGAUUCUGAAAAACAAUCCUCUCGUCAUUGGAGCCAUUGGCAUUAUUUCGGUUGCGUUUCUGGGACGUCUGGCAGUCCUUCCUUGGUUCAAGGAUGCAGGCUCCGACCCGCCGCCGGUCCUUGUAUGCCUCGCCUUGAAUGGCCUUCGCAACCUUGCCCUCGCCGAUACCAGCCUCGCCCAGACCCCAUUACAGCUGUUCAGCCUUGAACCAUCAACAUACCAACAUCCCGAGGUGAUUCAUUCCACUUCCACAGCUUACCGUGAGUUUUGUGAAGCCGUCAUUCAGGCUCGCGACCGCAAAAUCGAGUCUCUUCCCUCGGGCAGACAAGGCCGGUUCCACCAAGAGGUGCUGGACGUUGUAUAUGUCGUUGCCGAUAUGCUUGUGGACGAGGGCAGCGGACAAUGGUUUUUGGUCAAUAUGCAAAGCGGGUUGGACGCCAACCAAGGUAUUCGGGAUUACUUUGCCAGAUUCAGCUUCGGGAUCAUCAAGUCAGCGGCUGUAAAAAGGGAGAUUUUCAUCAAACGCGCUUGCCAGGCGAUUUGGGAGGCUACUUACCUCGCUAACAAAAGGGGCGUUGGCUAUUAUAGCCACCGUAGUUAG